AUGAAGCUCCAAUCCAUUGAGCUUCCCUUGGGGAAAAACCAGCCACUGCAGAAGUCCCCAAAGAUAGUUCUACUUGUAAUAUUUACCCUAGUUUUUCUCACAGUGGUGCCCUAUUACCCUUUGCUUAUAAGGUACCCUAGCAAUGAUUCUUCAGAAACACCCUCUUCUUCAUCAUAUGAUAAUCAUUCUAAGGAUAUUAUUGGUGAUGAUGAGAUAGUGAGCACACCGUCGGGUGACAAGUUCUGUGACAUAUUUUCUGGAGAGUGGAUUCCGAAUCCGCAUGCUCCAUACUACAAAAACACUACGUGUUGGGCAAUCCAUGAGCAUCAAAAUUGCAUGAAAUACGGGAGACCCGAUUCUGAUUUCAUGAAGUGGAGGUGGAAGCCUUCUGACUGUGAUCUGCCUAUUUUCAACCCAGCAAUAUUUCUAGAACUCGUCAGAGGGAAGUCAUUGGCCUUUGUUGGAGACUCUGUUGGAAGAAACCAAAUGCAAUCCUUGAUCUGCCUCCUCUCAAGGGUAGAAUAUCCUAUAGGUGUUUCACACUCACCGGAUGAAAGGUUCAUACGUUGGAAAUACACAAGCUACAACUUCACCCUGGCCGCUUUUUGGACCCCACAUUUGGUGAAAAGCAAUGAAUCUGACGUUGUUGGUUCAACCCACAAUGUCUACCUUGACGAGUUUGAUGAGAAAUGGACAACCCAAGUAGAUGAAUUUGACUUCUUGAUCAUCUCCGCCGGCCACUGGUUCUUCCGGCCGAUGAUUUUCUACGAAGACGGCAAAAUAGUUGGCUGCCAUUACUGUAAACAAGAAAAUGUCAUCGAUUUGACAAUGCAAUACGGAUACAGAAAAGCCUUUCGAACCGCCUUCAAAGCUAUUAAUGGGCUAGAGAACUACAAGGGCAUAACAUAUCUUAGGACUUUUGCCCCGUCACAUUUUGAAGGCGGGCUGUGGGACCAAGGUGGGAAUUGUGUCAGAACGAGGCCGUUUAGGAACAAUGAGAUGAGAUUGGAGGGUCAAAACUUAGAGUUAUACAUGGCACAAGUGGCGGAAUUUAACAAGGCACAAAAAGAAGGGAAAAAGAAGGGUUUGAGAUAUAGAUUGCUUGAUACAACACAGACAAUGUUGUUGAGGCCAGAUGGUCACCCUAGUAGAUAUGGGCAUUGGCCACAUGAAAAUGUGACAUUGUACAAUGAUUGUGUGCAUUGGUGCUUGCCGGGGCCUAUAGACAUUUGGAAUGACUUCCUGCUGGAGAUGUUGAAGAGGGAGGGUGUGAGGUCCCAUGAGGAGAAGCUUCAAUAUUUAAGGGACAGAAAAUUGCGAGUCAGAUAGAUAGAUCAAAUUUUUAUUCUUCUACUUAAUUAA
This is a messenger RNA of Corylus avellana, 1362 nucleotides long. RefSeq names its product protein trichome birefringence-like 19. Gene Ontology annotation, cellular component: Golgi apparatus. NCBI's taxonomy places the organism in Eukaryota, Viridiplantae, Streptophyta, Magnoliopsida, Fagales, Betulaceae. Gene Ontology annotation, molecular function: O-acetyltransferase activity. The record is from RefSeq and is a predicted model, not a curated record.